Rhodofomes roseus is the source of this 1835-nucleotide messenger RNA. RefSeq lists its product as uncharacterized. The transcript is spliced from 3 exons. The record is from RefSeq and is a predicted model, not a curated record. NCBI's taxonomy places the organism in Eukaryota, Fungi, Basidiomycota, Agaricomycetes, Polyporales, Fomitopsidaceae. Bases 360 to 1646 code for a protein of 428 amino acids.
CGCCCUUGCGCGGCCCGACGCGAUCGAUCCAAACGCGACUUCAAAUCGUCGAGACUGCGUCUCCCGCUGCGUCUCCCGUCGAGUUCUCCGCCACCCUGCUGUACGCGAAUGUUUCAUGCACUUCUGCGGCUCUCGCUCUGCACUGCAAGGACCCUGGGCCCAUGUACGCGAUUCGUCAAGCCGUUGGAUUGUGGGUUCUUGCGCGACGGUGUGGUGUGUGUUGCCGGUGGAUGUGUUUGAGGGAGGACGCGAUGCGCGAAGUGUACAGUACCCUAGGUAUCAGCUGAGUACCCGCCGUAUGUUCUUCUGAGUAUAUAUACUCGUUGCAAACACGCUAUUAUCCUGUUCGACUGGACUUGAUGCCUGCCGACUGCACUUGCGGCGACCCUCUGGACUGCCGCUGCCGCGUCUCGAGUGCGAGUUCAUCAUUCCUCUCUCAGCCAUCCUAUACCACGCAGAGCCAAGGUACUCUCCCACCACAGCACUUCCAGCAGUUUCACUCGCCACCAGGCUAUCCUCCAUCAUCUGGCUACCCGCAAAACUACGUCCAUCCUUAUGCAGCUCAUCAAGGGACUGGGCCAACUGCGGCGGUCACAGACGGUGGUGCACCCUUCUAUGCAUAUCCCGGGUACGGUUAUCACGCUUUCCCACCUCCUCCACCCUUUCCGCCGCAAGCUACUUCGUAUGUCCCGUUCCCGCAGGUGCCGCCUGAUAGUUCCGGGCCGCCACCGGCAGCUGCAACAAACACCAAGUCAAAAGGUACUCGCGGCGGUACGUCAACACGGAAGCGCAAGAGCACGACCACUGCUACGAACGAUGUGAACAAACGGACGUGUACGAUGAAUGUCGCGCCCGAGUCGUCAGCGACUUUGGGCCCGGGUACUGCUGCAAGCAGCUCUAACGUGGACGGCAGUCAGGUCCGAACCGCUACGCAUUGCGGCGUCGGCCCGGUUGAUGGAGGGUUGGAGUCGAGCGAGCCCUCUGCUGAGGGUUCGGCAUCCUCGUGGAGCUUGGGCAACAUUGGUCCAACCGCAGUCAACUCACCGUUGACGACCUUUGGCCUCAACUCACGGAAAAGGGAUGACACUAACAGUGCAACAGCCACUGAUGUAUGGUUUUUCUGCCGUGAGCUCAAGGUCAAUGCAAGGCCUGAGACAAAGCCUGAGAACGAGCAGCCGUUGCAUCAGAAGCCGAAGACUGAAUUCAUUGGUUGUCGGCUCUGCGAGUAUCCGAAGUGGCAAACCUGGCGCAAUACCAACGGAAUUACGACCACCGUGCGGCGGCAUCUUGAGCGUAUGCACGGUGAUCUCUACGGCCCGACCGUUAAGACCUUGGGUCUCAAGCAUGCAAACGAUCACCAACAUUCCAAAUCGGGCAAAGUAGAUGAAGCGGAGGUGUUCUCCGUUGGUGAAUGGGUCAAGAAGCUUGUACGUUUCAUUGUCGUCGAUGAUCAGGCCAUCAGUCUCGUUGAUUGCCCAGAAUUCCGCGAACUCCUUCUCUUCGGACCAGGGCCAGACAAAUUGACAGACACUGAUAUUCCUCACCGUGACAAGCUUAAGGACGAGAUUGUCAAGAUGUACAGAGAAAUAUACAGUAGAAUUGUUCUUGAUGCACAGGUAAGCUCUGAUCUACAUUCCGUGCUAUAGUCGUGUUGCAUCAUUGAAUAUAGAACGCUCUCGGUCGCGUGUCAUUCACUGCUGACGUCUGGGAUGAUCCGACAUUCCGGGCAUUCAUGGCUGUCACAGUGCACUACUGUACUAGGGACGAGAACCUUAGGCUUCGCAUCCAGUCAAAGCUCCUCGCGUUUCGAUUGGUUGAGGGAUCCCAUGAUGGUC